Messenger RNA from Colletotrichum phormii, 1085 nucleotides. RefSeq lists its product as uncharacterized. The transcript is spliced from 2 exons. Bases 337 to 723 code for a protein of 128 amino acids. The record is from RefSeq and is a predicted model, not a curated record. Lineage: Eukaryota; Fungi; Ascomycota; Sordariomycetes; Glomerellales; Glomerellaceae.
AGCAUGAAUCAAGCAGUCUGAUCAUUGAACCUUUGUCUGGAGAAACAGAUCAAAGAAUCAGCCUAACCGGGGACUUAGGGGAUAAUAGAGCCAAGCAUGGCCUAAGUAAAAUUCUUCCGUGGCAAUCGGAUUUAUACAAACGAGACAUAAAAGCCACGACAAUUCCUCCUACCGUCCACCCAUCACACCGGACAAGAAUAUCAUGUUUGCCUAGGAGUUUAGAGGUCAGCACUCAGACACCAGCCUUGUAUUGCAGAAGGAUUCUUCAUUUCAUCAUAUUUGAGACUACAACUUGCGAAAUAUCAAUUUAUUGAACGCCCCCGGACUACCUCGAAAAUGCGUUACCAAGAAUACCUGGAUGCUUACAACAGCCCCGAUGAAAGCGUCAAAUCACAAUUUUACGCCGAGGACUGCCAGUUCCAAUUCGGCGACUUGAAAAUAUCUGGAAGAGAACCAAUGUUGGCCAUGUUUGCUAAGGGUCACGUGGGCGUCAAAGAAGAGUUGCGACCAAUUCAUGUGCUGGAAAGCGAUAACCACAUCCUGGCCGAAAUCGAUGCGUGCUUCAUGCCCUUCAAAGACACGCCGAAUAACUCAUUUCACCCCUUCAAGAAACAUCAGCCAAUUUCAUUCCGAUUCUUCGCCUCGUACGAGAUACGCGACAAUCAGAUUCACUCAAUCCGGCUGGCGCACUGGCCUCAGCCGACGGUUAUCAAGCCGUUCUGAAUGAAUGCGGCGGAGACUCCUCAUAAGGACGUUUGCUGAGAAUAGCCAGGCAGUGCUCGCUACGUAGUUCCCAUGCUGGACCGUAGUUCAAAAUAAGAAGGAAGUUGGGUAAUAGCUCCAAUAAUAAUCCACGAAUUUCAAGUACUUGAGAGUCCGCAGAAACAUCAAGUCCAGGUCACACGUGUGGUGUGAAGCCACAAUCACAACACCUUGUUUGCGAACGCCCCGUGUCAUGUGUCAUGAUACAUCACGCAAACUAGAUUUCGUGCGUCCGAGACCAAAAGUAGGACGGGCGUAAUUAGGGACCUGAGGUGGCCGUGAAAUUUGAAUCCGUCCACCGUCAUCACGUAACCUACCUAAGG